AAAACUUUCAACUAUUUCUAUUUCUUCUGUGUCAUUUAAGAAGCUUUCCAAGGUGCACUGUACCUCUCAGACCAGGUCUUACUCAUAGAGGAAAUCUGAUCUACAGCAGCACGGAAACAUCAGCGGUGAGAUGGCGAGACAAAUUCCUUAGGGAGCUGCCUGUUUUCAAGCCCAGUGUUCAUGAUAUGAUCCAGCUGGCUUACAGAAAUCAACAACCCACCUGUGAAUAAUGGUUAAAAACGGAUCCCACCUGGACGCUUUGACGCUGGCAAUGCUGCAGAAUAAAACGGUCACCAUCACCCUCCCUGUUGUGUAUACAGUGGUGGCUCUGGUCAGCAUCCCUGGCAACUUGUUCUCCCUUUGGGUGCUCUUUUGGCACAUCAAACCCAAAACACCGUCUGUUAUCUUCAUGAUCAACUUAAGCAUCACGGACCUUAUGCUGGCCAGCUGUUUCCCCUUCCAGAUUGCUUAUCACCUCCAAAACAAUCACUGGACAUUUGGCAAGACUCUUUGCAGCCUUGUGACAGUGAUGUUCUACUCCAACAUGUAUUCUUCCAUACUGACCAUGACUUUUAUCAGCGUGGAGCGGUACAUGGGUGUGGUACACCCCAUGAAGUUGACCAAGUGGAGAAGAAAAAGAUAUGCUUUGGCUGCCUGCCUAGUUAUGUGGAUGUGCUUGCUACUAGCCUUCUACCCACUAGAAACUACAGACCUGACCUAUGAAGUGAAAGAAUUAGGCAUUAUAACCUGUUUUGAUGUCCUAAAAUGGGAUAUGCUGCCCACCUUUGCAGCUUGGGUAGCCUUUCUCCUCGCUUUAUUUGUUCUGCUGUUCUUGAUCCCUUUUGUUAUAACAGUUGGAUGCUACAUUGGUAUCAUUAGGAAGCUAAUUCAGACAUCAAGCAGAUAUGGCAAUAAGCAAAAGACUAGAUCCAUAUACUUGGCAGUAAUCGUCCUUCUGUCCUUCAUCACUUGCUUCGCCCCCAAUAACUUUAUCCUACUUGCACAUAUGAUCAGCCGCCUAUUUUACAACAGCAGUUUGUACCCUGCCUACAAGCUCACCUUGUGCCUCAGUUGCUUCAACAACUGCCUAGAUCCCUUCAUUUAUUAUUUUGCAUCAAAGGAAUUUUACCAGAAAUUCAUGCAAAUGUUUCGGCCUAAGGUACUGCUCAGUGACAGCUCGGAAAACAGAAGGGAAAGUUUAUUCUCUGGCAGGACUAUGUCAGUCAGGUCAAUGUCAAGUGGACCUAUGGAUGGGUUAGAGGGAGUACAGGUCAAUUUGCAAAGGCAGGAAAGUGUUUUUUAGCUUUAGAUAUUCCCAGAAGAAAGAUACCUGUGAAAUUUAUGAGUAGACACAGAAAACAUUUCCUUUUGUAUGGCCACACUCAAAAUACCUUGCUCCAGUGACAGAACUCAAGCUGUACUUAAAUCGCAUUUCAACAUUUUCUUGUCAGAAACUAGUACUAAAGUACUUGAAUUUGUUCAAGAAGGCACUGAAGCAAAACAAACAUGGUCAGCCUGGAAAUAGCAGCCUUUGCUGCUUAAGACCGAGGGAUUGGUUUAGAACAGUUACUCUCAGGUUGUAUGGUAGUUAACCAAAGACUUGUGAUUCUCAAUGAAUGUGAAAUAUUACUGUACAUGAAUUAGAGCAUACACCAAAGCUGGUUUGGGACUAAGGGAGUUGUUUUUCUAAGUAAUGUGCUAAGCUUUGUUUUUGUUUUUGGAGGUUUUUUUCAAUUACAUUUCUUUCUCUUUUGUUGUAUUUUUAUAAAAGAAAUAAUAAAAGUAGCAUGGAAUUUUACCAUUAAUGCAUAAUGCACAGCCACUGUGAAAUCACCACAACACUCACCCAACUGCUUGUCAAACCACACUGACACUUGAAAAGGUUAGGUUGACUCAUAUAAUUUAUUUCAAUCUUAUACAGCAAAACAUCUCAUACGAUGAAAGGAAAGCUAACGUUUUCAAAUACUGCUGCAUUUUUUGAAGUAAUUAAUUUCUCAGGACUGUGGGGAGCAGUUUAUUUAAGGAAACAGACUUUCCCACCUUAACCUAUGACAGUACCAAUGCUGCUUGUAUGUGGUUAGUAUCAACUGGUCAUUUUCACCAAUUCACUGUAGGCUACACAUAGAAGAACCAUCCUCCUCAGCAGAAUUUAGCUUUACAUAGUGCCUGGGGAGUGCGUUUUUCUUUUUUACAGAGAUGGUGUAGAUUAUAAAACAGAUUAUUUUCAGCUAGAUAAAUGAAAAUUCAACCACAGACUGGAGAGUCAUUCUGUGCCAGCAGAAACCAGCUGAAAACUUUUCCUCAUGGCCAGAUGUCAGAAACAGACUUCUUUCGGGCAGGCAAGAAGAAAGAAGAAAAGAAAGAGGAAAAUAAGGCUUGAGAAUGGGAGUUGGUUGUACCAAACACCCUGAAAAUAAGUUAUGGCAGGUGUGAUGAGCAGUCCUGUGUUUGGAGCCCUCCUCUGAAAUAUCUUUCUACAGCUUGUUUGCAUAUUCUGUGCCAUGUUUACUUCUUCUCACAUCUCAACAACUGCCUGCGUGCUUAGAAAGACAACUGCUACAGAACAUGCACUGGGGACAGAAAAAGAUAAGUUUUUCCUGGAGUAUUUACAGCUUUUUACCUAUAUUUGACCCUCAUUGGCAAAGGAGAGACACAAACCACCUGAGAAGAUCAGAGAAGUCCCGCUCACAAGCAAGACAAAGCUACACCUUUGCUGCACUGCAACUCCAUCCAACACAGGAGGAAGCUGUGUGCAGCAUUGUGGAUUGUUGGUUCAGACAUCUCAUGCUGCACUGAUUCCUGAGAUCCUGUGCCUAAGUAAUAGGCAACACCCAAGGCCCUUAAAUUAUGUCAUUUUUUUUUUUAUAUCUCAUGAUUAAAAAAGUUUUCCACCACUAAUCACCGUGAAUUUCUUCACAGGGAAGGGUAGAAAACCACAACACGCAAAGUGAGAUAUUCUAAUGUCCUAUCUUCUACUAAAGUAUUGUCAGUUUUUGGAGCAGAAUCAAUGUGAGUGGACCUAGCACUACCACUUACAAACCAAUGUGAACAUUCAAUGCUUUGUGGCAUUUCACAGUGUCAGUUUUAAUUGAUCUGCACAUUUUCUAUGUACAAGGCCAACUUUAGUGAUAGGUAACUCACCUAAACCCUCCCAUCCAUUUGCCUGGAAGCUACCCUUCAUUAUUCACUUUCACAUUAUUCCAGCUUUCUCACUAUCACAAUUGUUAAAUUGUUUUCUGCAUUUUGUUGUAGCAGAAAAUUUUUUGAAGUUUAUACUGAAAUUGCUCUCCUUUUUUCUUUUAUUUUUUAACAUAGAAAUAUUUUUACAUUGAAAGCCUUCACUUCUCCUACAUCUAAGGCCGACUUCGUUUUAUCUUGAACAUGAUCCUCAAGUGCAUAGUCCUUCCUAAAAUAUGCUGCAAAGUGCCUGAACUAUAACUGACACAAAAUAGCGCCAAAAGGGCAGAAACCUUGCACUUUGGACAUCAACUGCUAUAUUUUGAAAAAUAGCAAAUUGCUCCUUUUUCAAGUGAGAUGCUCACAACUGCCUGAAAAUAUUCUCUCCAACCUCAUGCAGCUCUUCAUAACCCUUCAUGUCUCUUCUGAAAAUGUUUAAAAGGAACAGCAAGGAUGCCUCAUUUGAGUACACUUCAUGCCAUUUCACUAGCUAGCCUCCAGUAGCUCAGAUUCUUGAUUGGGUCAGUGGGAUUGUUCCUUGAGAAACGAACAUAAAAAUGAGCCCAUCAACAGCAAUCCUUCAAGUCCAGUGGCAUAUACUGUGAAGUCUUGGAGAGUUUUAUUAAAGAGGAUAAGAAUAAAUUAUUAUUAAAAGAGGUCCAUCAUGCUGUUCUUUGAUCCUGGAAAUAUAUCCUUCUGGAGCAUCAUAAGAAUAAUGGUUUCUAUGCUCCUUGAUCAAUGAGUGUAAGUUGACAUUCAUAUAUAUAUAUAUAUAUAUACAGAAAAAUAGGCAUAUAAAUAUGUAUAUAUUUGCACAUUGC
Molecule: messenger RNA, 3998 nt
Organism: Catharus ustulatus (Swainson's thrush)
Lineage: Eukaryota; Metazoa; Chordata; Aves; Passeriformes; Turdidae
Gene: P2RY8
Product: P2Y receptor family member 8
Exons: 3
Coding region: 230-1303 (357 amino acids)
Biological process (GO): thrombin-activated receptor signaling pathway; phospholipase C-activating G protein-coupled receptor signaling pathway; positive regulation of Rho protein signal transduction
Cellular component (GO): membrane
Molecular function (GO): G protein-coupled purinergic nucleotide receptor activity; thrombin-activated receptor activity
Source: RefSeq, a predicted model, not a curated record